Cyprinus carpio (common carp) is the source of this 3156-nucleotide messenger RNA. Its product is annotated as scavenger receptor cysteine-rich type 1 protein M130-like. Lineage: Eukaryota; Metazoa; Chordata; Actinopteri; Cypriniformes; Cyprinidae. Gene Ontology annotation, cellular component: membrane. The transcript is spliced from 19 exons. The record is from RefSeq and is a predicted model, not a curated record. The annotation marks the transcript as partial.
UCUUCAUCCAGUCCUGAACACAGUCAUGAGUGUGUGACGGGCUUCCAGUGCUCUGGGAGUGAAGCUCGUCUGGGGAACUGCAGCUCUCCACAAACUCUCAACUGCAGCUCCACACAACAGCUCUACCUCACCUGCCUUGAUCGUGGGUCCAUCAGGCUGGUGGGUUCUGGGGGAGACUGUGCAGGGAGGCUGGAGGUUUUUCACAGUGGCUCAUGGGGGACAGUGUGUGAUGACUCGUGGGAUAUUAAAGAUGCCCAUGUGGUGUGCAGACAGCUGCAGUGUGGAGUGGCCCUCAGUAACCAGCAGGUACCAGCCUGGUUUGGUCCUGGUUCUGGACCCAUAUGGCUGGAUGAGGUGGAGUGUGAGGGGAAUGAGACGUCCCUGUGGAGCUGCUCUUCUCGAGGCUGGGGAAAACAUGACUGUAAUCACAAGGAGGAUGUAGGAGUCAUGUGCUCAGGUAAUAAGAUAUGGGGGGUUUUGUUGGUUGGUGGUCACAGUCGCUGUGCUGGUACAGUGGAGGUUCUUCAUAGAGGUCGGUGGGGAACAGUGUGUGAUGUUGCCUGGGAUUUGGCUGAUGCUGCAGUGGUGUGUAGAGAGCUGGACUGUGGAGAACCUGUAGAUGCUCUGGGUAAUGCACACUUUGGACAAGGAUCAGGGCCAAUCUGGAUGGGUUUUGUCAGAUGUGUUGGUUCAGAAUCCGCACUGAAGGACUGUGUAUCAGGAGGAUGGGACCGAAGUUCCUGUGAUCAUGCUAAAGAUGCUGGAGUCAUCUGCUCAGACCGUGUGAAUGUGAGGUUGGUUGGUGGUCACAGUCGCUGUGCUGGUAGAGUGGAGGUUCUUCAUAGAGGUCAGUGGGGAACAGUGUGUGAUUUUGGCUGGGAUAUGCCUGAUGCUGCAGUGGUGUGUAGAGAGCUGGACUGUGGAGAACCUGUAGAUGCUGUGGGCGAUGCUUAUUUUGGACGAGGAUCAGGACUAAUCUGGACUAAUCGUAUGAUGUGUACUGGAUCAGAGACUACACUGAAGAACUGUGGAUCAGUUCAGUUUUAUGAAUAUGACUGUAAUCAUGAUACAGAUGCUGGAGUCAUCUGCUCAGGUUACACUGAUCUCAGACUGAUGAAUGGCUCAGACACUUGUUCUGGAAGAGUGGAGCUUCAGUUCCUCAAAGUGUGGGGCACACUGGGCUGUGGCUCUGUGCUGAAUUUCUAUGGCUCCUCUUCAUCCAGUCCUGAACACAGUCAUGAGUGUGUGACGGGCUUCCAGUGCUCUGGGAGUGAAGCUCAUCUGGGGAACUGCAGCUCUCCACAAACUCUCAACUGCAGCUCCACACAACAGCUGUACAUCACCUGCCUUGGUCGUGGGUCCAUCAGGCUGGUGGGUUCUGGGGGAGACUGUGCAGGGAGGCUGGAGGUUUUUCACAGCGGCUCAUGGGGGACAGUGUGUGAUGACUCCUGGGAUAUUAAAGAUGCCCAUGUGGUGUGCAGACAGCUGCAGUGUGGAGUGGCCCUCAGUAACCAGCAGGUACCAGCCUGGUUUGGUGCUGGUUCUGGACCCAUAUGGCUGGAUGAGGUGGAGUGUGAGGGGAAUGAGACGUCCCUGUGGAGCUGCUCUUCUUCAGGCUGGGGAAAACAUGACUGUCAACACAAGGAGGAUGUAGGAGUCGUGUGCUCAGAGUUUAAAGAGAUCAGGUUAACUGAGGGCUGUGAAGGGAAUGUGGAGGUUUUCUACAGUGGAUCCUGGGGUAAUGUGUGUUUAAACCAGAUGGACAGAGACACAGCGAGUCUGAUCUGUCAAGAGCUGAACUGUGGAAGAUCUGGUGUUUUGUCUGAUUCUACAUCAAGACUGAAAUCAGCUCCUAACUGGCUGGAUAAAGUUACAUGUCGACCACAUGAUUCCACUUUAUGGCAGUGUCCAUCUUCACUCUGGGGACAGAAUAACUGUGGUGAUGAUGAAGUGGCCAAAAUCAUCUGCUCAGAACAAGAGAUCCAUGAGUCUCCUCGAAGCUCUCUGACAUGCUCCACAUCUCCCCAUCAGAGACAGUGUUCAGAUCAUGUUCCUCUCAGACUGAGUGGAGGUGAGGGCCGGUGCUCUGGGAGACUGGAGGUGUAUCAUAACGCUGUGUGGGGCUCAGUCUGUGAUGAUCAGUGGGACAUUAGCGAUUCUCAGGUGGUCUGCAGGCAGCUGGGUUGUGGAGCAGCACUGAGGGCUGAUGGGAAUUCAGUCUUUGGUGCUGGUGAAGGUGUUGUGUGGAUGAACAGAGUCGAGUGCAGAGGGAAUGAGAUUCACCUGUGGGACUGUCCUCUCUCCCUGAAAAACCACACUGACUGCUCCCACAAAGAGCACGCUGGACUCACCUGUGCAGAUUUGUCAGUGUCCACUAGUCCUGCCACAACAACAUCAGCUUCUCCUCCAGUUUCUCCUCCAGCGCGCUCAACAUCAGUCUCUCCUCCACAAACUCCUCCAGCAGCGUCUCUCUCCAUCCCCCCGGUGCUUGUGAUUGUUCUGGGAGUUGUGCUCUUACUGCUCUUAGUGCCACUGCUUAUACUGAUUCAGCAGAACAGAGUGAUGAGGAGAGCUCUCUCUAAGAGGAGACACAAGAUGAAGACUGAGGCCGUUUAUGAGGAGAUUCAGCACAGACCCACUACCAGACACAGUCUCUUCACUGAGAGGGGAAGUGUCCUUUCUGAAGAACAGCAUUCUGGGUAUGAAGAUGCUGAUGAGCUUCUUUCAGCAAAAUCUGCAGAAAGAGCCACACCUGAAUACCAUAAUGAUUUCUCCAGCACUAAAGGCCCAACAGAAAAGCAACAAAUCACACCAGAGAACUAUGAUGAUGUAAUCACUGUUGGACUGAGACAUGCUACAGUUGAAUCACCAGAAAACUAUGAUGAUGUCGUCAUCAUACAACAGUUCUCCAAUGAUAAAGCAGAGGCUGUUCAGGAGGAGUAUGAUGAUGUGAAGAAUGUCAGAGAAUAUAUGAGUGACAUGUUUGACUAUGAUGAUGUGGAGGAGGAUCCAGGAAAACAGGCAGGAGCUGUUUAACUCAAACCUCACAGACUGCCUCAAAUCCUUUUAAAGCUUUAGCAAUCUUACUGUAUAAGUUUCAGUUCCAAUCUAACAGUGUUUUGUUACAUUCUGUACUGAAAUAUACAAUUGCAAUUU